UUGCAGAAUGUACUGGCAAAGACUGAAACGUUCUUCAACUUGACGCCAUAAUAACAACAAAGGUUGAUUUCGAGAUGCCGUAUCACUUUAUCUGCUAGGUAGCUCGUGUACGGUUGGGUGUGGGACGAAGACAAACGGGCAACGCUCGAACCCCAAGGAACGAACCUCCGAUUGUUUCCUACGCUAUCUCUCGCACUCGAAUUUGUGGGCGACACGGUCCGUCACAUACAUGGUUUUCUGUGCAAUGACGCCCGCGCGUUUUCCCAGAAAAUGAUGUUACUCAUGCCCCACAUACCUAAAUUCUACAACGAACUGACCACCAUCUUCGAGAGAAGCAGCCGUCCCUCGUCCGUCACCCGCCUCCGUACGCGCGCCUGCCUCCUCGAGAGCAGCCCGCAACGCGCGAAACCCCCUGGACGACAGCACUGACACCAUAUCGGAAGUGCUGAGCUACUGCGCAGAGAACGAAUACGUGUUUCUCGCCGGCGUAAGCAGCAACUGGCGGAGCACCUGGGAAGCGGCAGGCCGCCCGAAGAAGACGAGCGUGUCCCUGGCGACCGCCACCAACACCAGGGUGGAGACGAUCAUGGGCCAGCCCUCCUUCCACGUCGCAACAAGGCACCUGGGAGGCGUGUUCUGCCUCGCGGCAAGCGCGGGAAACCUCGGCGGGAUCCAGACUGCGGCCAGGGAGUCCGGGGACGGCUGGGAGUCCCUCGGCUCCGUGGUGAUGAUGACGGCGGAAGCGGCAUCCGCCGGGCACCUGCACAUUCUCGAGUGGGCGAAAUCGGCUGGGUGCCGGCUCAGCGUCCACAUUCUGCGGUCCGCCAUCAAGGGAGGGCACCUCGACGUUGUCCGCUGGGCCCGGGACGAGGCGGGGGCGCCGUGGUUUCCGGACACGUGCCGCCUGGCCGCCCUCGGCGGACACCUGCACGUCCUGCGCUUUUUGAGGGAAGAGGGGAGGCCCUGGGACGAGCAGACGUGCACUGCUGCGGCCGAGGGAGGGCAUCUCGAAGUCCUCAAGUACGCCAGGAGGCAUGGCUGUCCUUGGGACUCCAGCGCGUGCAAGUCCGCCGCCUGGGGAAACCGCAUACAGGUGCUCAAGUGGGCCCGCGAGCACGGUUGCCCGUGGGACGUUAGCGUUUCGCACGGUGCCGCGCUGGCUGGCAACCUGCCGAUGCUAAUUUGGGUGCGCCAGAACUGCUGUCCCUUUGACAGACGCACGUGCUCGUACGCGGCUCUCGGGGGACACCUGGAAUGCUUGCAGUGGCUGAGGAGAGAAGGGUGCCCUUGGGACGAAGACACCGCUGCCUGCGCGGCACAGGGGGGUUAUCUUGAGGUGCUGCGUUGGGCGGUAGAGGAGGGAGGGUGUCCCUGGAAUGAGCGAACGUGCGCCAGAAUGGCAACAACCCGUCGGCACAACGAGGUGGUGGAAUGGAUGAAGCGCCUUCCAGUUAUAUGA
Molecule: messenger RNA, 1459 nt
Organism: Ectocarpus sp. CCAP 1310/34
Lineage: Eukaryota; Phaeophyceae; Ectocarpales; Ectocarpaceae
Source: the annotation of a GenBank genome assembly